AUGAACCACGCCGCUUUCCGGAUCACUGGUGUAUCGCUUCCAACCCCCCCUUGGCCCGAUAACCCUGUCCAAUCGGCCGCAGUGCUUCUUAAUCCGGCAAACGAAAAGAGGCUCGGUCAGCACAGUGACCUCAGGACCGUGCGAGACCGCCAGCGCCGCAUCUACGUCAACCUCGUCGUGCUCUUCCGUCUUGUAACCCGCUGCCAGCACCUAGCCUUUGACCGCGACGAAUUUUGGCCUUUCAUCGCCCGUCACUGGUCUAUAACCAAAGCCGGCCCCAAGAAAGUGGAGGAACUCGUCGACAUCUACGCCACACGCCGCCGCGCCUAUUUAAAUCUCAAAAGGAAGCAUCUGCAUAGAGACCUUCUGACAGACCUUAUCGAUGCAUGGAACUCCAGAGACCCGCAUCUUUCGCCCUCUCUUUUCCCACCCUUCGCUCGCUCCCAAUCCCGUCCAUCCGGCCACGAAUUACACCUUAAGCCCCAAAACGCCCACCCAACGCUUCCCGAGAAAGCUAUUGACGAUCUCAUCCAAUCCGAAAGCCACAAGCGCAGGUUCGGUCUUGAAACUCCUCCCAGUUCUGCGAAACGCCAAUGCGUCCCAAGGCCAGAGUCGCCUCCUCAUCUCCUACCACUAGAGCAGCAGCGUGUUCCGGAGACACCGAACACACUUGAGUCCCUCAGGGUUCCUCGGCUAGAUAAACAGGACACCCAGGAGACACCCACCAGCAGAGGCCCGAAGGCCGCGCAGGACGUGGACCAUAACGUUGCGGACACGAUACAAGCGGACCCAGGCUCAUCUGUCAAUGGCGAAGCUCAACCUUGCCCUGGACAGCGAACCGCAAGUCCGACAUAUGAUAGUGAGCUCUUGAAGACCCUGGAAACACGGAUCCAAGAACACGACCGAGAGGUAAAAAUGUUGAAGGAACAAACGGAUCUUUUCCUCGAAUCCGAAGAGCUCUCGCGAGACGUCCGGACAGCCCAUGACCAGUUAUCUAUAUUCACGGCAUCUCAGUGCCAGAAGGCACUGGAACGACUAGACGAGCUCAGUAGCCAUAUUAAUGGCAUGGGUGAAGAGGUUAUGGCUUGCCGUAGGGCCGGCCAAGAUUUUCAAGUGUUACACGGGAGCCUCAUCGACGGGUAUAAAACCGACCUCAAAUCCGUCAACUCGGGCUUGAAAGAGGUUCAGAAGACGCUGCUGACACAGAGAGAAUUGCAACAUACCCAUGAGAAGAGUACACAAGACGCGGAGGCUCGGCUGUCACAGUUGGAAACCAAACUCGAGAAUCCUGCUGGCAUUUGGUUGCAAAUCAAGGAAGGCAUCGAAUCCCGACUGUCCGUCCUGGAAACCCAAGUCAAAGAACAAGUGGCAGCACCACCAUCGAUUCGCAAAGAAGCCGACGAGCGUAUUGAGAACAUUGAAACGACUUCUUCGAGUCAUUGGUACAAAGACGAAUUCGAGGCCCGUCUCCAGACAAUGGAGGAGUCAAUCACGGUUAACACAACCUUGAUCAACAACUGUAGAACACUCGUCGAAGUCAGCAAGACAUCACUGGGUCAGCACCUCGGGAGCCUCGGUAGCCGUAUCCAAUUGCUAGAACAUCGCUUUAGCAACCACGUUGCUGUUCAAACUAAAACAAACAACGAACAGGCUAAGCGGCUAGAGCUGGUUGAAGCUGAGUUGAAAAUGUACAAACAAGCAGCAUCCAGCCAGUCGCAACAGAGGCCUACGCGUCCAACAGGGAGCAACUUUGCUGACUUUCAGGCUCAGCUGAACGCGUUGAGGAAUUCCUUGGCAAUUGUUGCCCGGAACCAGAGGGUUGAUCAGACCAAAACUGUUGUGGCAAUGCCAUCACCACCCGUCAGCCAGGUUGCUUUCGAUAACCUAUCCCGGCCUAGUCAGAGCAAACCUUCAGCAAGCUCGGUCCAGAUCACAUCUGAUCAUUCGGCGGUGAAAGAGGAGUCGUAGGUUC
Molecule: messenger RNA, 1972 nt
Organism: Colletotrichum destructivum
Lineage: Eukaryota; Fungi; Ascomycota; Sordariomycetes; Glomerellales; Glomerellaceae
Exons: 2
Coding region: 1-1968 (655 amino acids)
Source: RefSeq, a predicted model, not a curated record